Molecule: messenger RNA, 1179 nt
Organism: Neopsephotus bourkii (Bourke's parrot)
Lineage: Eukaryota; Metazoa; Chordata; Aves; Psittaciformes; Psittacidae
Gene: MRPS34
Product: mitochondrial ribosomal protein S34
Exons: 3
Coding region: 68-739 (223 amino acids)
Biological process (GO): mitochondrial translation
Cellular component (GO): mitochondrion; mitochondrial small ribosomal subunit
Molecular function (GO): structural constituent of ribosome
Source: RefSeq, a predicted model, not a curated record
ACUGCACAACGGUUCCGCCGCACAAGGGCUCCAGGGGGCUUCCGGACUCGGCGAAUCGGGGCGGUUCAUGGUGGAGAGCACGGUGCUGCAGGACGGCGCCAUGGCCCGCAAGAAACUGCACCGGCCCAUCGCCGCCGUGGCCGAGAAGAUCCGCGAAUACCGCGCGCUGAAGAACCGGCCGCGGGACUCGGAGCGCUUCGCCCUGGACUACGAGACCAUGCGGCGGCCCCUGACGCAGAAGCGGCUGCCGGUGUUGGCCUGGGAGGACGUGCGGAACGAGAACCGUCUCCUGGCCCUGCUCUGCCGCCUGCCGCGCCUCGGCGUGGGCCGCACCGUCACCCGCAAGUCCUGGCUGUGGGCGCACGACGAACCCUGCUACUGGGUCAUCACCAAGGUGAAGGCGGACUACACGGCCGAGAAUAUGGAUCAUGGAAGAGCUUGGGGUUACCUGACCUUCAGAGGCAAAACUGAAGAAGAAGUGAGAGAGAUCAACAAAGUCAUGUACCAUGACUGGCGUAUGGUGCCCAAACACGAGGAGGAGGCCUUCAAGAAAUUCACCCCGGUGCAGGAGAAGACCAUUCGGUUCCUGCCAUACCCACCUUUGCUCCGAGCCAUGAUCCUGGCGCAGUGGCAGAAAGAGGGAAAGCAAAUCACAGAGGAGCCGAUGAUUGACCUGGAGAAGGUCAUUGCCUCUCCCCGUCAAUGUGCAAAGAAAAAAGCUACAGGGACACCAGUAUAAAGGCUUGUCCAAUGUCCUGAGCUUCCCACGUGUUCUCAGUGUGUUAGAAGUACAGCAUCUUGCAGAAGACUCCCUUGUCCGCUGCGGUAAGGUGUAUCCAGGUUUCCUGAAUUUCUCCCCAGGCCUGUACAGUCACCUUGUCUGGAAGGAAAGAUACAGAUGCAUUCAGCUUUGUUUUUAUCAUAGUUUUGGUCUCAGUCAGCAGAGGAACGUUCUUGGUUCCCUGUAUAGUUUCUGAAGGCAUAGCUCCUGUCAUCCAGCUGCAAUUCUUUGGAGCACAAUUUCCUUUUCAGCCUGAAAAUUAGUUUUUUUAAGAACAUUGGUUUUUUUAAAUAAUUUGGGUCCUACAUAUAUCAGACAAAAAUGAUUGAGAAUAUUGCAUUAUUUCACAGAACUGUGUAUGAAUGUAUCUACUAAUGAAAAUAAAUGCUUGAAGAAAA